AUGGAGCUUAUAUCUCACAAUGUUCCGGACCAAUACCUAGAUUUGAAAAGCGAGCCCUCGACACGACUUGCAUCUUCUCCUACCCAUGACCCAAGAUCAGGCGACGCUGCUUUAGCUUUUAUUCGCCAACAGCGGGCCCUUCACAACGAUGCAGCGCCCGUCAACGAAAAAGAACUCUUAAAAAAGAUAGACUACAAAAUAGUGCCGAUUAUGUUCGCUUGCUAUACAAUGCAAUUCAUUGACAAAGUGAAUAUAAAUUAUGCUGCCGUCAUGGGUCUAAACCAAGAUCUCCGCUUAAAAGGAAAUGAUUUCUCAUGGUGUGCCACUGCCUUUUUCAUAGCCUUUUUACUUGCCGAAAUACCCACAGGCAUCAUUUUACAAAAACUUCCAACGGCAAAAUACUUGGGAUUUAGCGUCAUCAUGUGGGGUAUCACAACCGCUUGUACCGCCGCCUGUCAUGAUUUCACCGGACUAUUGAUAGUCAGAAUUUUUCUCGGUGCUUUUGAAGCGGCAAUUGCCCCUUGUUUAAUUCUCAUUACCAGCAUGUGGUACACAAAGUCGGAACAAGUCCCCCGCAUGAGCUUGUGGUACAGCGGGCUUGGUAUUGGCCAAAUAUUUGGGGGUCUAGUUUCUUACGGCUUCCAACACGUUGAGAGCAGUUUUGCGAGCUGGCGGGUCAUGUUUCUUGCGCUGGGUGGUGUAACCAUAGCCAUCGGAAUAUGGACCCUCUGGAAGCUGCCUGAUACACCCAUGAGUUCUACAUGGCUUACGGAGCAAGAACGGCUAGCGGUUCUUGAAAAGGUGGAAAAAAAUCAAACCGGGGUUAGCAGCACAGAGUUUAAACCGAAUCAGCUUAAGGAGGUCUUCAUAGAUCCGCAGAUAUGGGCACUUAUUUUAUUUACAAUUCUGAUCUCGAUCUCUUCAGGUGUGAUUACGACAUACUCAGCUACUGUAAUCCGAAGUUUUGGGUACACACCUAGGCUUACGGCUCUCCUCAAUAUGCCGUCAGGGGUUGUGUCAAUCCUGUCUACUGUGUUAUCUGGAAUUAUUGUUGGAAGAAGUUCCACGAGAUCUCUAUGGAUUGCUGGUUUGUGUAUUCCCGGGAUAGUGGGAGGUUCCCUUAUGUCCUUUUUGUCCGAUAGCCAAAAAGCGGGAAACCUUAUUGGGAUUUAUUUGGUAAACGCCAUCACCGCAACUCUUAUUUUAGUCUACACCUGGCUCGCGGCAAACGUCGCCGGUCACACAAAACGCAUCGCCGCAAGUGUGGUAGUGUCUGGGAGUUUCUCGAUCGGAAGUAUUAUUGGUCCUAUGACAUUUCAGGCCAAGGACGCUCCUGGGUACUUUCCCGCGAAAGUUACAGUUCUAGCAACUCAAGGAGCUGCUGCAAUAGUAGCGCUGGCUCUUCGAUUCUACUACAAUUUCGAGAACCGCCGCCGAGAUCGUAUCGAAAGAGAAAAUGCAGGAGAAGAUAAGAGCGAAACCAUGAGUAACGCUGAAUGGAUGAACCGUAUGCCCAUAAAGAUAACCAAAUUUAUUUAA
Orbilia oligospora ATCC 24927 is the source of this 1539-nucleotide messenger RNA. RefSeq lists its product as uncharacterized. Gene Ontology annotation, cellular component: membrane. Bases 1 to 1539 code for a protein of 512 amino acids. NCBI's taxonomy places the organism in Eukaryota, Fungi, Ascomycota, Orbiliomycetes, Orbiliales, Orbiliaceae. The record is from RefSeq and is a predicted model, not a curated record. Gene Ontology annotation, molecular function: transmembrane transporter activity. Gene Ontology annotation, biological process: transmembrane transport. The transcript is spliced from 9 exons.